AUGAAGAGAGAACUGGAAGCUGCAAUCCUUGACAAAGCUGGCGAAGUGAUAUCAACUAUGAAGAGCUCUAAGCAUGUUGAUCAAGGUUCAGCAGUUGAUUGUUGCUCAGCAUUUAGCCGCAAUAUUCUGGAUUUUAGUCCUAUAAUGGUUGUAGCAAUCGAAGUUCAUUUGGCAGAAGAGCAGGCUGACUGGUGGCAGGCAUUUUACCAAGGGAUUGCUUUUCCAACAUUUGCUCGGUGCUUCUUACUUGAUAUGUUAUCAAGUGAAGUAACAUCCCAAGUUCUAUGUCAUGCACAGCGUUGCUUACCAAGUAAUGAUUCACUUACUGAGGAAUUGCUCGAGUCAAACCCAAAUUCUGUCUUCUGGUUGAGAAUGAUGGAGGCAAUUAGAGAUCCCUAUGCAGUGGAAAGAAUCUCUGAGCAAAUUUUGCAUCAGCUAACUUCUCGUCAUGCAGAUGAUACCCCAACCUAUUGGGCUCCGUGGUUGUUCCAUCGCACUGUUAAGCAUCAGGCUUCUGUCAGAAACAGCAGAGGAGCUAUAAUAAAGUUCAAUGAUCAUUGGUUAUUUAAUAAGGGCAUGGGCUUAAUCAAGAUCGCAGUAAUUAUGUAAUUUGACUGAGAACUUCUUCAA
Molecule: messenger RNA, 630 nt
Organism: Prosopis cineraria
Lineage: Eukaryota; Viridiplantae; Streptophyta; Magnoliopsida; Fabales; Fabaceae
Exons: 5
Coding region: 1-609 (202 amino acids)
Biological process (GO): telomere maintenance via telomerase; protein stabilization
Cellular component (GO): cytosol
Molecular function (GO): telomeric repeat DNA binding; Hsp90 protein binding
Source: RefSeq, a predicted model, not a curated record